Messenger RNA from Phytophthora sojae, 1965 nucleotides. RefSeq lists its product as hypothetical. The record is from RefSeq and is a predicted model, not a curated record. Bases 1 to 1965 code for a protein of 654 amino acids. NCBI's taxonomy places the organism in Eukaryota, Oomycota, Peronosporomycetes, Peronosporales, Peronosporaceae. The transcript is spliced from 5 exons.
AUGAUCAAGCGAGUGGCAGUCGCUCCAAGCUCUUCAAGCCAGGUAAUGACGGACCCCCGAACCGUUGGUGGCAGGAGCGAUCAGACAGCCAACACUGGAACUCCCAAGGUCACUCAAGUACUGCCAGCGAGUUUUCUGCCGAGGCUCCAUGGCCUCGUCAACACGAAGAAAAGGCGUCUGCGCAGAACCAACCGCUGUAAAGUGUCAUUUUACCGGACGUUUGGUCUUCUUGGACCCCCAAUCCUGUUGAUUCUGGUUCUCUGUCUUACCUGGACAGUGUGGCUCAUUUUCGUGCUACUGGAACCAAAUCAAGCGGCAAACUGGUUCAUGAACACUGGCUCAUACGACAAUGGACAGUUCUGGCUCAUUAUUGACUCGAAUCCGGCGCUGACCAAGGCAGGCGUGGCCGGUUUAGUCGUCGUGAGUUUGGACUAUUUGCUGGUGAUCCUGAAGACGACAGUGUGGCGCGGAAGAAACGUCAUCCCAGCGGUGCUCCAGCGACUAGAAAACCGACUGCUGGAUAGCUGGAAUCUUUCACGUUAUGAAUCCAAGACAUGGACGACGCACAUCGCUCCUAGAUAUGCUCGUAAAACCUGGCAAGAACUCAGCUCUUUUAGUGGCAGGAAACGCAAAGUAUGGCGCUUCGCAAUGUUUGUAGUCAUGAACUCAUUGCCUUGUGCCACCAACAUUCUGAUGGACAGACUUUCGGUAUUGACUGAGAUCCUGAUCGACUCCAUGUACGUGAAUUACGUGUUCAGUUCUGCGAGUGCUAAUUCAACAUCGAUAGCAUUGCUAUUAUCUUUUUUUGUUUUUAUUUCGAGAUUUGACUUUGCAGCGGCUGUCACGUUUCCGAUUAUCACGCUCGUGUACUGCUACUUCAACUUUGACCUCGAUCGCGACGUGUACUUGUCGUAUCUGAAGGUGCUCCCAGCAGGAAGCUUUGAACACAACGCCCGGGCAUGUGCAGACCAAUCGGAAGUUGCUCUUUUUCGAGUGAAUUUCGACAAGCUGCGGUUCAGCUCUCCUCUCCAGCUACAUGUAGUAGUGUGUAUCGCAAUGAAUCUGGCCAUCUGCUAUCGGGUGAACCGAGUAAUAGAAGUGAUCUCGCGGCGUCGGCAUCAAGAUUGGGUAUCGAGAAGUUCUCAACGCAAAUCGAUGCAAGAGUCAGUUCCAGUUCCUGUAUCAAAACCCAUGGCGGUCUUGUUCGCAGCGUUCAGUGUGGCUAUACUGCUGCUAACACGACACCCUGUCGCUACUUCAACGGCAACGAGGCAUGUGGAUGCAAAAAUAUUCAUUAAGGCUCCCAAAACUUAUGAAGAAUGGAUAUAUUCCCCCGAUACUUACAGCAAAUUGAAAACACUGUCAAGAACUGGAAAGCUGGAAUCGAUCCAAGUUAUUAACCGCCAGUUGAUGGAGUUUCCGGAGGAGCUCAGCUUCUGCCGGGGCAAGCAAUGUUACGUCUCUAGCCGAAGUCCAAGCCAGCUUAUGUAUACAGGUAUACAAGCAUUACCCGACUGGAUGCAAGGGUUGACACAACUGGAAAGUCUUCAUAUUGAAGGCAAACGGGGUAGCCUAAAUCUACGCUAUCUUCCCGAGGACCUAUUCAGCAAUAUGCCUAACCUUGUAAUGCUGUAUUUGGGUAAUUACGAGUCCCUUGAACGAAUUCCCCCUCUAUCAGGAGUACCGAAUCUCCAAACCUUAACAUUGGUGUGGAUGCUUCGCCUUCAACAAGUCCCAACAUUUGAAUUCGUCCCGAAUCUUCGGCAUCUCAGGCUCCUCAUUCUGCCGCUGGUGGAGUACAUACCGGACAUGAUCUCGCUUCAACAACAGCUCCGAUUAACUGCUCGUUUGACCCGCAUCUGCUGCAAUGGGUUCCUUGGGGCGUGUACUUUAUCUGUUUGGAAGAUCCAACGGUGGGCAUCCCGCAAGGGGAAUGCCUCCCGCCCCAUACCCCUUCUUACUUAG